Drosophila mauritiana is the source of this 2565-nucleotide messenger RNA. RefSeq names its product CCR4-NOT transcription complex subunit 9. The transcript is spliced from 4 exons. Gene Ontology annotation, cellular component: P-body; CCR4-NOT core complex; CCR4-NOT complex. NCBI's taxonomy places the organism in Eukaryota, Metazoa, Arthropoda, Insecta, Diptera, Drosophilidae. The record is from RefSeq and is a predicted model, not a curated record. The coding region runs from base 553 to 1449 and encodes 298 amino acids. Gene Ontology annotation, biological process: mRNA catabolic process; negative regulation of translation.
GUCGCCUCUACAUCGUUUUCUAAGCAAAACACCCACGGGUUGGCGGCAGCAAUUCGGUUGUAAAAACACAGCUGGACCCGCUGAGACCUAACAGUAAAUGCGGAGAGGAAAGAGGAAAUUCCAGUUCCAGGUCGAGUCUUUUCACUCUUCUUGCGCCACUCCCGCUAUCAGCCUUACCGCAAAUCAACCUCGAAGCACUUUUGGCUAUCAGACUGGACCGAUCCCACAUUCUGUAAGGGUCGAGCCUACACCACCAACUUUCAAUUAAGUCGCACACACACUCACAGGGGGGGCGUUGGUGCUGGCAAUGGCAAUCACCUGAGGUGACUACGAAGUAAUUAACGCAGUUGAAUUAAUUUUGCCCUUCAAAAGAGUUGCGGUGUAGUCCCAGCCGGAAAAACGCAUAUCAAUCACAAAUAUCGCCGGGAACCUCUCUACAACCUUAAUUAGAAAGUAGUUAAUCAAAGCCUCUUGCAGCUGAGAUUCUAUCUGGGUGGAGCACAACAAAAUUUAGCACCUUAAGCAAAAGGAUAGCAGCAAUUGUUAACUUAAAUGAGUGUCCUAAACAUGGAUUGUGAACAGCGCGGCGAUAUAGAUAGUGUCUUCGGUUGGAUCGCCAAUCUUUGCAACAAAGAAACGCGUCUUUGGGCGAUGUUGGAGCUAUUCGAAAGGCGCAGCCACAUUGACAGCCUAGGACUCUUGCUAUGGCAUUCCUUUGGAGCUGUGAGUGGUUUGCUACAAGAGAUUGUGACAAUAUAUCCGGUCAUUUAUCAAGAAAUUGAAUUAACCGGCCAACAGUCGCACCGGAUUUGCACUGCCAUUGGGCUGAUUCAGGCUAUGGCCGCACAUCCCUUCAUUGGUAUUCAACUCAUACGAUGCCAAUUCAUGUGCUAUUUGAUGCCAUUGCUUAAAAUGACUUCUCAAACUCGCGCCGUUGAGCAUGUUCGCCUCUCUGUCUUGGGCGUCAUUUGCGGUCUACUGAAAUCAGAUCAUCCGGAGAUCGUAUCUUAUUUGUUGGGCACUGAAUUAAUUCCACUUACCCUGCGGCAGCUGGAGUUUGGUACCACAAUGAGUAAGGUGCUCAGUGCAUUUAUCUUGUACCGCACCUUAGAACACGAAGUGGGCUUAAAGUUUGCUAGUCGAAGACUGGCACGAAGGCUGCAUCUGAUCCAUACUUUGGCCAGGGUUGUGCACCAACUCACACUGGAACCGGAGCCUAGGGUUCUUAAACAUGUAGUGAGGAUCUAUUCUCGUCUGGCUGAUCAUCCCCAAAAUCUGGAGCUGGUCCUUAAGCUAUUGCCGGCUCAGAUUCGAAACGGUUAUUUUUGCCAGGAAGUUUUAGUGGGCUUCGAGAGCGCUUCUCUAGAGCUAGCUGAACUUAACCGUAAGCUCAGUAAAAGAGAGGAAAAGGACAAGGCUUGUGAUGAUACCAUGCCGGAAAACCAUUGAAGCUAAAUUUCACGCCUCCUUAGCUUUCCUUUUCCUAAUUGUCCUUAUCAAUGCAUAUAAAUGGUGAACCAAUCAGAUGUUUUAUUUUGUGGCUACUGGAUAUCUUUGGUUGGAGGAUAUAUAAGGCUUCUCUUGGAGCAUUAAGUUAGAAUAAUGCAAUAAACAGAUCGUAAAUAUUUUGAUACCAUUUUUCCACCGUAAUUGACAUGACGAUACUUUCAAUGUCAAACAAUAAAUUCAAUUUCCAAUCAAUAGCCCCAAAAAAAAUAAAGGCUUAGUAGUAGCACACACACAUUACAGUUACCCUAAACCCUACCACGCACGUGCAAUGGCUCUACUUUUGACAUAUAUAUUUAGUGAAACAUUCGAAUGAGCAAAAGGUUGAGGCAAACGGAGUACAAAUGGUGUUGUAAGUCCAAAGAAGCGGAAAAUAAAUGGAAAAGGCGAUAUGCGCCAGGUAUUUAGAACAGUAAGAAACUUGAGGAUAUAGCAGCUUUUAGUACCUAGUACCUAGAACUGCCUCCAUUAAAAAUUGUAUCUUGACGUUUGGAAAAAUCCAAAGUCUUUAUGGAAGCUAAAAAGAAAGUAUACAAAGUAGCUAAAGCAGAGAAUAAACAGCCAGGCAACAACAAUGACAGUCAAACAAUGCAAAUCAAUUUACAUUUUCAUCUCACAUGACGUAGUCGAUGAAGAAGGGCCGGGAAAAAAGGGCGCAAAAAUGUACAGAAAAUGCGUGAGAAUAUCAGAAAAGCAACCGCAAUCUUUUUACCAAAUUGUUUCGAGGGUUGCCAUUGCCUUUUUUCGCUCUUCGUUGGCUUUGCCACGCAACUCAAUCAUAAGUAAAUAUCUGCCUCGCCCACACGCUCGCGAAAAAACGCAGCUUAUUAUGCCCACGGGUAAAAUAUAAAGGGAAUAUAGAGGCGUACGGUUUAACGGCUGAAAAGUAGCACGUUGGCAGGCGAGACACGUUCUAAUAGAUUUUUUCAACCUCUCGCCUUUUGACGCCUGGCAUGGCAUACAAGUAACACAUGUUGCUUUUGUUUGGCUUCCUGUCGCACAUAAGGAUGAAAAGAAGGAAUCCGUCACAUUCAUAAAAAUUAAAUUUUCACUGCAUAA